Messenger RNA from Sardina pilchardus (European sardine), 1828 nucleotides. It is a transcript of the gene aldoca, whose product is annotated as aldolase C, fructose-bisphosphate, a. Gene Ontology annotation, molecular function: fructose-bisphosphate aldolase activity. NCBI's taxonomy places the organism in Eukaryota, Metazoa, Chordata, Actinopteri, Clupeiformes, Clupeidae. The record is from RefSeq and is a predicted model, not a curated record. Gene Ontology annotation, biological process: glycolytic process; fructose 1,6-bisphosphate metabolic process. The transcript has 9 exons. Gene Ontology annotation, cellular component: cytosol. Bases 80 to 1174 code for a protein of 364 amino acids.
GAUCAAGUCAACUCAUUUCAAUUGGAGAGGACAAAACCAACCAUUUCUCUUGGCUCUCUGAUUAAUAAAGACCAUCAAAAUGGCACACCAGUUUCCCACACUUUCCACGGAGCAGAAGAAGGAGCUGCAUGAGAUUGCCCUGCGCAUCGUGUCCACUGGGAAGGGAAUUUUGGCUGCAGAUGAGUCUGUGGGGAGCAUGGGGAAACGUCUCAAUCAGAUCGGUGUUGAGAACACAGAGGAGAACCGACGUCAGUACCGGCAGGUUCUAUUUAGCGCUGAUGAUCGCAUCGACAGCUGCAUUGGCGGUGUCAUCUUCUUCCAUGAGACACUGUACCAGACCUCUGAUGAUGGCACACCCUUUGUCAAGAUGAUCAAGGACAAGGGCAUCACUGUGGGAAUUAAGGUUGACAAGGGUGUUGUGCCUUUGGCCGGAACAAAUGGGGAAACGACAUCACAAGGACUUGAUGGCCUAUCAGAGCGUUGUGCUCAGUACAAAAAGGAUGGGGCUGUCUUUGCCAAGUGGCGUUGUGUGUUGAAGAUCAGUGAUAGCACCCCCUCUAACCUUGCCAUCAAAGAGAAUGCUAAUGUCCUUGCCCGCUACGCUAGCAUUUGUCAGCAGCAUGGUAUUGUGCCAAUUGUUGAGCCUGAAAUCUUGCCCGAUGGAGAUCAUGACCUGAAAUGUUCUCAGUUUGUCACAGAAAAGGUGCUGACAGCAGUAUACAAAGCAAUGUUUGAGCACCACGUGUAUCUGGAAGGUACACUGCUGAAGCCCAACAUGGUGACUCCUGGCCAUAGCUGCCUGACCAAAUUCAGUCCUGAAGAGGUUGCCUUGGCCACAGUGACAGCCCUGCGUCGUACUGUUCCCCCUGCCGUCACAGGGAUUACCUUUCUGUCCGGUGGACAGAGUGAGGAAGAGGCCUCUGUUAACCUGAAUGCCAUCAAUAACUGCCCUCUAGUGAAGCCCUGGGCCCUCACCUUCUCCUUCGGCCGAGCCCUACAAGCAUCUGCCCUGAAGACCUGGCGCGGCGUGAAGGACAACGAGAGCGCAGCCACAGAGGAGUUCAUCAAGAGAGCAGAGGUCAACAGCCUGGCCUCCCAGGGGAAAUACACCGGUGGUGGAGACGGCAGUGGAGGAGCUGCUCAAUCAAACUACAUUUCUCACCAUGCAUACUGACCAAGCCUGCAGUGAUGCCACACACCCACAAUCCAAAUAGUUGGCCAAUAGACAACCUCACUGCCAUGAUUGUGACCAUGUUCUUGCAGCACGGGCUCAUAUGCCCCACCCACACCCCCAAUAUUUUAGAAUAAAUGUUAUUGACAGAAUGUAUGUAUUGGUGUUGUGUUGAGUGGACUUCAAUGUGUUGCGUGGACUUCAAUUUGUUAGCACUUACUGAUCACUACACAUACUUUCCUAUAGGCCUAAGUAGUAUUCAGACAUGCAAAAAGAGACAGGCAAAGUUCCAUGGCCGACAAACAAAUGAGCAGGGCUGAUACCACAGUGACAUGAUAAUGGAAAGUUGCAUUAAACAGGUAUAGGUCUAAAUGCAACUUUCAACUAUUGCACAUGUUGGACAUUGUAAGGGAAGCCUACAAAUCAUCACUCUCAGCAGUAGUACAACUAAAGAAAUCAGUGGUGAGCUGUUUAGAUUUAUGCUAUCUUUAUUUGUGUCGUAACCUCAGUAGGCCUAUAGCUACAGGUUCUGGUUUGAGCCUAGGCUGUGUUUGGCACGAGGCCUCAAUGGAACUAGAUUUCUUGUGACUGCCCAUUUUUGGUUGUUUGUUAAUUACACAUUAUUGUGAACAUGUUCAAGUAAUAAAAUUCUAGACU